This is a messenger RNA of Saccoglossus kowalevskii, 1504 nucleotides long. Its product is annotated as transcription initiation factor TFIID subunit 6-like. Gene Ontology annotation, biological process: RNA polymerase II preinitiation complex assembly; transcription initiation at RNA polymerase II promoter. Gene Ontology annotation, cellular component: transcription factor TFIID complex; SLIK (SAGA-like) complex; SAGA complex. Gene Ontology annotation, molecular function: RNA polymerase II general transcription initiation factor activity; protein heterodimerization activity; transcription coactivator activity. Lineage: Eukaryota; Metazoa; Hemichordata; Enteropneusta; Harrimaniidae. The record is from RefSeq and is a predicted model, not a curated record.
CAUGGGAUAGCAAUGGUAGCCUUGUAGUUUUGUUUUGAAGCAGAAGAAAAAUAAAAUGAAUCAACACCGCCGACGGAGGCAAUGACUAACACUAUAUCGCAAAUUUCGCCAAUCUUAUCCAUGAAGAUAUAGUUACGGUGGGAACAACACUAUUUGUAUAGUUUGAAGUAGUCUAAGAACUAUUCUUAUUAAUAAAAUUGAAAUUAUGGCGAAGGAUAAAGAUAAAAAAAAGAAAGAAGGUAAAGAGAAGGAAGUGAAGUCUAUCAUGACUACAGAAUCAGUAAAAGUUAUUUCAGAAUCUGUGGGAAUUGAUUCAUUAUCUGAUGAUGCGCUGACACUAUUGGCUGAUGAUGUUACAUAUAGACUCAAAGAAAUGACACAGGAAUCAAUCAAAUUUAUGAGGCAUGGUAAAAGAAGGAGAUUGUCAACUACUGAUUUUGAUCAUGCAUUAAAAGUGAGAAAUGUGGAGCCUUUGUAUGGUUUUCAAGCAUCAGAGUUUAUUCCAUUUCGAUUUGCCAGUGGUGGCGGAAGGGAAUUACAUUUUAAUGAAGAAAAAGAAACAGAUUUGAAUGAUAUCAUCAACACAGCUCGGCCAAAGAUCCCUGUUGAUGUUUCUCUAAAAGGUAUUAUUAGCACUAAGGACAUGGCACCUCCAUCUUUACUUGGAGUACCUGGUAGUGGACUUCUAAAAAAUAAAUCUAAAACUGGUAUAGCAUCUGAUGUGGUUGCGCAGUUGAAGUUGAAGCCAUUGGUGAUGCAUGAAUUAUCAGUGGAGCAACAGCUAUUUUACAAAGAAAUUACAGAAGCUUGUGUUGGUGCUUGCGAAUCAAGAAGAUCAGAAGCUUUACAGAGUCUUAGCAGUGAUCCUGGAUUGUACCAAAUGAUGCCAAGAUUCAGCACAUUUAUCGCUGAAGGAGUCAAAGUUAAUGUUGUACAGAAUAAUCUGGCAUUGUUGAUAUAUUUAAUGAGGAUGGUCAAGGCUUUGAUGGACAAUACUACAAUAUUUUUAGAAAAAUAUCUACAUGAACUUAUACCAGCAGUCAGUACUUGUAUUGUUAGUAAACAGUUAUGUUUAAGACCAGAUGUUGACAAUCACUGGGCUUUGAGAGACUUUGCUGCUAGACUCAUGGCCUCACUGUGCAAAAAGUUCAGCACCACAAUCAAUAAUAUACAAGCUAGGAUGACCAAGAUGUUUGACAAAGCAUUGCAGAAUGACAAGGCACCGUUAGCUAUACACUAUGGUAGUAUUGCUGGUUUAUCUGAACUAGCACCAGAGGUGAUAAAAUCUCAGGUUCUUCCAAGAAUUAAAUUUCUUGGUGAGAGAAUAAAAACUGCUACAGAGGGUCCAGUAUUGAGUAAUGUUGACAAGAUUGCUGCAGAACAUCUCAAAAGUCUAAUUUUGGUGAGUAUGUUCUGUACAAAGUUACUGUGUUUUCUCUGUACUUUGUUCAUUACUCUGUUCAUUGUUACCACUGCUGAUAUACUGGUACUCGAACAGGUGUAA